Eubalaena glacialis (North Atlantic right whale) is the source of this 2799-nucleotide messenger RNA. RefSeq names its product inter-alpha-trypsin inhibitor heavy chain 4 (gene ITIH4). Gene Ontology annotation, biological process: hyaluronan metabolic process. Gene Ontology annotation, molecular function: serine-type endopeptidase inhibitor activity. Lineage: Eukaryota; Metazoa; Chordata; Mammalia; Artiodactyla; Balaenidae. The transcript is spliced from 24 exons. The record is from RefSeq and is a predicted model, not a curated record. The coding region runs from base 1 to 2799 and encodes 932 amino acids.
AUGAAGACCCCAGCCCCUGGCCGCGCCUGCGGCAUCGUGCUGGUCCUGCUCUCGCUGGCCACCCUCCAGACCCUCAGGGCCCAAAAGAAUGACAUCGACAUCUACAGCCUCACUGUAGACUCCAAGGUCUCAUCCCGAUUUGCCCACACAGUCGUCACCAGCCGGGUGGUCAACAAGGCCAGUACUUUGCAGGCGAUCACCUUCCAGAUGGAGCUGCCCAAGAAAGCCUUCAUCACCAACUUCUCCAUGAUCAUUGAUGGUGUGACCUACCCCGGUAACAUCAAGGAGAAGGCUGCAGCCCAGGAGCAAUACAGCGCGGCUGUGGCGAGGGGAGAGAGCGCCGGCCUCGUCAAGGCCACUGGGAGAAAGACAGAGCAGUUCCAGGUGUCAGUCAGUGUAGCGCCCGCUGCCAAGGUCACCUUCGAGCUGGUGUAUGAGGAGCUCCUGGUGCGGCACCUGGGAGCGUACGAGCUGCUGCUGAAAGUCCAGCCCCAGCAGCUAGUCAAGCACCUGCAGAUGGACAUUUACAUCUCCGAGCCUCAGGGCAUCAGCUUUCUGGAGACAGAGAGCACCUUCAUGACCAAUGAACUGGCAGAGGCCCUCACCACCUCACAGAACAAGACCAAGGCUCAUGUCCGAUUCAAGCCGACACUGUCCCAGCAGCAAAAGUCUCCAGAGCAGCAGCAGGACACAGUCCUGGAUGGCAACUUCAUCGUCCGCUAUGAUGUGGACCGGACUGUCUCCGGGGGUUCCAUUCAGAUCGAGAAUGGCUACUUCGUGCACUACUUUGCCCCUGAGCACCUGGCCACGAUCCCCAAGAACGUGAUCUUUGUCAUUGACAAGAGCGGCUCCAUGAGGGGCAGGAAAAUCCAGCAGACCCGGGAAGCCCUCAUCAAGAUCCUGGGUGACCUCGGUCCCCGUGACCAGUUCAACCUCAUCAGCUUCAGUGGGGAAGCAGCCCAGUGGAAGCCACAGCUAGUGCCAGCCUCGGCUGAGAACGUGAAUGAGGCCAAGAGCUACGCCACUGGCAUCCAGGCCCAGGGAGGGACCAAUAUAAACGAUGCGAUACUGAUGGCCGUGCAGCUGCUAGAGAGAGCCAACCGGGAGGAGCUGCUGCCCGCGGGAAGCGUCACCCUCAUCAUCCUCCUCACCGACGGUGACCCCACUGCGGGGGAAACCAACCCCUCAAGGAUCCAGAAGAACGUUCAGGAAGCCAUAGAUGGCCAGCACAGCCUCUUCUGCCUGGGCUUCGGCUUCGACGUCAGCUACGCCUUCCUGGAGAAGCUGGCACUGGACAACGGCGGCCUGGCCCGGCGCAUCUAUGAGGACUCGGACUCCGCGCUGCAGCUCCAGGACUUCUACCAAGAGGUGGCCAACCCACUGAUGACAUCGGUGGCCUUCGAGUACCCAAGCAACGCCGUGGAGGCGGUCACACAGGACGCCUUCCGGCUGUUCUUCAAGGGCUCCGAGUUGGUUGUGGCCGGGAAGCUCCGGGACCAGAACCCUGAUGUGCUCUCAGCCAAAGUCAGGGGGCAGCUGCACAUGGAGAACAUCACCUUUGUAACGGAGUCCCGCGUGGCAGAGCAGGAGGAGGCGUUCCGGAGCCCCAGAUACAUCUUCCACAGCUUCAUGGAGAGACUGUGGGCGUACCUGACCAUCCAGCAACUGCUGGAGCAAACAGUCUCCACGCUAGAUGCUGAGAAGCAGGCUCUUGAGGCCCGAGCUCUGAACUUGUCGCUCAGCUACAGCUUUGUCACCCCGCUCACGUCCAUGGUGAUCACCAAACCGGAAGGUCAAGAGCAGUCUCAGGUUGCUGAGAAGCCCGUGGAAAAUGAAAACAGACACAGGAACGUCCACUCAGGUCACACUCUCUUCAGACAUCAUUCCAUGGGAGACAGAGCGUCCAGAAUAACAGGAGGCAGCAGUGCAGACCCUGUCUUUUCUAAAAGAAGAGGCUGGAGAGGACAAGCUGGAGUUUUCGAUAAGCUGUACAGCUUCCCAACGAGAUUAGGACCACCUGGACCUCUUCAUCCUCCUCAUCUUCCUUAUCCAUCCCACCGUACGACCUGGGGACCAAUGCUACCAGACGUGAUGUCACGGCCAUCAGCUACCUCAGUUCUUGAUGAAGUGUCUCAUGACAUGGACUUAAGAAUCAAAGAAACAACCACGGCAGCCCCACACCCCGCCCCCAUCCAGCCUCCUUCCAUCAUCCUGCCGCUGCCUGGGCAGAGCGUGGACCGGCUCUGUGUGGACCUCAAGCGCUCUCAGGGACCAACGAACCUGCUCUCAGACCCUGGCCAAGGGAUUGAGGUGACUGGCCACUAUGAGACAGAGAAGGCCCACUUCUCGUGGAUUGAGGUGACCUUCAAGAAACCCCAGCUGCAGGUUCGUGCAUCCCCUGAGCACGUGGUAGUGACUCGGAACCGAAGAAGCUCUGCAUACAAGUGGAAGAAAACUCUGUACUCGGUGAUGCCAGGUCUCAAGAUGACCAUGGACAAGGCGGGGCUUCUGCUGCUCAGCAGCCCUGACACAGUGACCAUCGGCCUGCUGUCCUGGGACGGCCCUGGGGAGGGGCUCCGGCUCCUUCUGCGGGACACUGACCGCUUCUCCAGCCACGUCAGUGGGACCCUUGGCCAGUUUUACCAGGACGUGCUCUGGGAGCCCCUGGCAGCAGCAGAUGACAGCAAGCGAACACUGAAGGUGCAGGGGCGUGACCAUUCUGCCACCAGAGAGCUCAAGCUGGAUUACCAAGAGGGGCCCCCGGGAACAGAGAUUUCCUGCUGGUCUGUGGAGCUGUAG